AUGACAGUCGAGCGUUGGCUAAGGCUCCAGGGAAAGGGUCUGGCUAUGCUGCUGGUGACCCGGGGGGUCUGGGGAUCCAGGGUCCGAGUAUGGUCCCUGUUGCCCACGCUUCUCGGGCCCCCCCGGGCCCUGUCGUCGCUAGCGGCCAAGAUGGGGGAGUACCGCAAGAUGUGGAACCCCACGGAGCCCCGCGACUGGGCCCAGCAGUACCGCGAGCGGUUCAUCCCGUUCUCCAAGGAGCAACUGCUCCGCCUCCUGAUACAGGCCUUGUAUGACCCCAUCAACCCCGACAGGGAGACCCUCGACCAGCCUUCGCUUACGGACCCACAGCGUCUGUCCAACGAACAGGAGGUGCUCCAGGCUCUGGAGCCCCUGCUGGCCCAGGCCAAUUUCUCCCCGCUGUCUGAGGACGCUCUGGCCUACGCUCUGGUGGUCCACCACCCUCAGGAUGAGGUCCAGGUGACAGUAAAUUUGGAUCAGUAUAUCUACAUGCAGUUCUGGGCCCUGGGCCAGCGAGUUGGGCAGAUCCCCCGUAAGUCCAGCGUGGGCUCCAAACGUGGCUUCAUCAGGUCGCCCCCCGCAGAGAGGAGGUACUUCAAGCGGGUGGUGCUAGCGGCCCGAACGAAGCGGGGGCACCUGGUGCUGAAGAGCUUCAAGGACACGCCGCUGGAGGGUCUGGAGCAGCUGCUGCCCGAGCUGAAGGUGCGCACGCCCACCCUGCAGCGUGCGCUGGUUGGCACCGGUCCCAGGAGUGUGGACUGGACUGAGACCUCCCUGUGGCUCCAGUCCGAGGUAGAGAACUGGCUUCUGGCCCAGUCGGGCUGUGACGUGGCCUUCAACGGAACUCGGGCCCUGGCCCACCUGCAAGCCCUGACCCCCAGCGUCGGGAUGUACCCGCCCCCGGGUUUCCCCAAACUAGACGCGUUGCCUGCAGUCAUUUCCGAGUCCCCCCGGUCCGCACCCAGUAGUGACAAGCCCUGA
Molecule: messenger RNA, 981 nt
Organism: Puma concolor (puma)
Lineage: Eukaryota; Metazoa; Chordata; Mammalia; Carnivora; Felidae
Source: RefSeq, a predicted model, not a curated record